Messenger RNA from Vombatus ursinus (common wombat), 2929 nucleotides. It is a transcript of the gene RELL1, whose product is annotated as RELT like 1. The record is from RefSeq and is a predicted model, not a curated record. The transcript has 7 exons. Lineage: Eukaryota; Metazoa; Chordata; Mammalia; Diprotodontia; Vombatidae. Gene Ontology annotation, cellular component: plasma membrane. The coding region runs from base 100 to 897 and encodes 265 amino acids. Gene Ontology annotation, biological process: positive regulation of p38MAPK cascade.
CGGAGCGGGGAGGGUGCCGGACUGUACCACCCAGAGUCCGAGAGCUGCUGGGACGGGGGACCUGGCUGCCUCCGGCAGGAGCGCGAAGGGGAAGCGCUGAUGGCUCCCUUGGGAAUCGCCACGACCCCCGGCGCUUUGGGCAGCUCGGAUGGCUACCGGCUGUCUCCUAUCUUGGAGGCGGGCUCCGCCCUGGCUUCUUCCAGUGGAGGAACGACGCCAUCUCCUACAAACAAUGCUGGGAAUGGACACCCAGAAUAUGUUGCAAUUGUGUUAGUUCCAGUUUUCUUCAUCAUGGGACUUGUAGGAGUCUUUAUUUGCCAUCUGCUUAAGAAGAAGGGUUAUCGGUGUACAACAGAAGCUGAACAAGAUAUUGCAGAAAAGGUUGAAAAGAUAGAAUUGAAUGACAGCGUAUAUGAGAAUAGUGAUACUGUUGGGCAAAUUGUCCAUUACAUCAUGAAAAAUGAAGCAAAUGCUGAUGUUUUAAAGGCCAUGGUGGCUGAUAACAGCGUAUGUGAUCCUGAAAGCCCUUUGACUCCGAGUACUCCGGGCAGCCCUCCAGUGAGUCCUGGCCCCAUGUCACCAGGAGGUACUCCAGGAAAGCAUAUGUGCGGCCACCAUCUACAUACUGUUGGAGGGGCAGUAGAAAAAGACGUAUGCCAGCGCUGCAGACAUAAACGGUGGCACUUCAUAAAACCAAGCAACAAAUCAAAAGAAGGAAGAAGUCGGCGCCAAGGAGAAGUGACAGUUCUUUCUGUUGGCAGGUUUAGAGUUACAAAAGUGGAACAUAAGACCAAUGCCAAGGAACGGAGAAGUCUGAUGUCUGUGAGCGGUGCAGAAAGUGUCAAUGGAGAGGUACCUGUUACCCCUGUGAAAAGGGAACGAAGUGGCACAGAAUAAGAGGAGGAGUUUUAUUUGAAGAACUUUUUUAAAAGAGACCGAAAACUUAGGAGAUAUGCGAAGCCAAUUACCCAAGGAAAUAUUUUCUUAAAUCUUUUGUGCCAUUUCUGCCCUGGGUGUGUGUCUAAGAUUCUAAAAUGGAACACCGUUGCUAUACUAGAUGCCAGGUUCCGUGUGUCAGCUCGAUAACUGGUUUUGCCCCUUAUGCCUUAUGGAAAGUUUAUUAAUUUUCAAGAAAGGCAAGAUUUGGUAGUAUUUUAACUUGAUAGCCUCUUCCUUUGCCCUUGUGUAUAUAACUCAAGUUUUCUCAUUUCAGUAAUGUAUAUGUACAGUGGGAAUAUUAAUGUACAGUUUGAGAUUGUGCUUUUUUUCUCUGUGUCUCUUUGUUAACUCCACCCCAUUUUCUCCUCUUUUAUUUUUUGUCUGUCGGGGAAGGGGCAGUGGGCAUCACCAGUCUCAUUGUCACAGAAGUGAUUGGCAGUAAUGUCAGCAUGCUUCUCUCCCACCUUCAUCAUAAUCACGUUUCAUCCCUAGAUUACCAGUGACUUCCUUUUAGCAGUGACUUAAAUUUGACAACAAUCCCAUUUUCAUGAUUAAAAAUGGACUUCAAGCCCAUCGAACAAAAUGUUAUUGUUUUGACAGCUCAAGGCCCAGACAAGCCUCCAAUGUAAGAUGAGGGACUGUAACUUCUUCCAAGCUUUUUUCAUGGUGUAGGUGAUGGCCAUUAGGUGAUGAUAAAUAUUCACAUGAUGCUGCUUAUAAAGCCUUGCAAGUGUGUUCAUAGCAGGCAAAGGCAGACAGUCUGGGAGGAGCAGCGAUGGAAUGAGCCAGACAAAACCUGUCAUUACUUUGAGUUUUGCUAUUUAGACUGAGUGUUUCCAGAUCUCUAUCACCCUCCUUAAAAUAAUUUAAAAAGAAGAAACAAAUCUACCAUCAGCUUCCCAAAAGAACACCUCUGUGUCAAUGGGCUUUUAAGUAUUACUGUAAAUAUAUCUAGCCAUAAAGUUAAGAUUUUACCAAUCUUUCAGAUGACUGGUAGAUUUAAUUUUGCCUCAAUUUUUUUUUCGUCUUAUUUUCAAGGCAGUAUGGUGCAAUGCUUAGAGAGCUGGCCUUGGCCUCAGGAGGAGCUGGUUCAAAUUUCACCUCUUAUACAUACUGGCUGUGUGAUCAGAAGAGAGUCACUUUAUCUCUCAGCGCUCCCAGUAAUUCUCUUAAGGCUAUAAAUGGCAGAAAAAUAUAGAUCUGCACUGAUGGAGGAAAUUUCCUCACUGGGAGCUGAAAUCUCAGGUCCAGUCCAAAAUUUGUCAAUUUUCUAACAAAUCUGAAAGAUAAGUCUGCAUGUGGGUAUAUAUUGGAUACAUAAUCUAAGAGGAUUUAAUUGUGGAAAUAAACCUCCCUGAGUUCCAGAAAAUCUUGAUAUAGGAUUUUUUUUUUGAGAGUGUAAAUAUUUUUUAUUAGGCUGAGAUUUUAAAGUCUUAGUUUUUGUUAAGUUAAAAAUCAUUAUUAAUUAUUAAUGAUUUAAAAUAUUACAUUCCAGUAUGGAGAAGAAUCACAAUGUAAGGCAUUUCAAAAGCUUUAAUAAUUUUAUUCAGGUCUAAGAACUUUUUAGCAACACAGUGGGCAAGAAAAUACACUGAUAUCUAAAACUAUAUUAAAAUGGAAAGCACAUUUUUGAGGUAUUUUCUAAAAUGAGCAGUUUUGGUUUGGUUAUCUUAUAGUUAUGCCAAAAGUUAUGCACCCCAUACAUCAAUCAUGUGAACAUUUUUGUUGGUUUCUUGUGUCCGAUGAUAAUUCUUAAGUGUUUCCGAAGCAGAGGAUGUUUACAAGAGCUUCUAUUUCCUUCCUUUUGAGGGGGAGGAAUUCCCAAUGCAAGCUUAUAGAAUGACACUAACUAUUGUUAUCUUGUGUAAAAUUUGUAAAGGUAAUUUUGCAUCAUUUUGUGUGUCAAAUAUAUUUUUAACUGUACGGUUUGUACUUUAAGACUUUUGUACUACCAAAGCAGAGUUAAAAAUAAAAGGAUAAUUAAACAGUC